Messenger RNA from Peromyscus maniculatus bairdii (prairie deer mouse), 1930 nucleotides. It is a transcript of the gene Pld6, whose product is annotated as phospholipase D family member 6. Gene Ontology annotation, molecular function: RNA endonuclease activity producing 5'-phosphomonoesters, hydrolytic mechanism. The record is from RefSeq and is a predicted model, not a curated record. Gene Ontology annotation, biological process: piRNA processing. NCBI's taxonomy places the organism in Eukaryota, Metazoa, Chordata, Mammalia, Rodentia, Cricetidae. Gene Ontology annotation, cellular component: mitochondrion.
GGUGUGUGUCGGGCACGCGCAAGCGCCCGAUGCCCGCGCCGACCUCUGAGCUGGUGGCCAUGGGGCUCUCGAGUUGGCGGUUGGUGGUCGCGGCCGGCGCGGGUUUCGCGCUGGCCCUAGAGGCGCUGCCGUGGCUGGUGCGUUGGCUGCUGGCCGGGCGGCGGCCACGGCGCGAGGUGCUCUUCUUCCCGUCGCAGGUGACCUGCACCGAGGCCCUCCUGCAGACCCCAGGCUUGCCCUCCGGGCCCCCCUCGGGCUGCCCGUGCAGUCUCCCGCACAGCGAGAGUUCGCUGAGCCGCCUGCUGCGCGCGCUGCUGGCCGCCCGCUCCAGUCUGGAGCUCUGCCUCUUCGCCUUCUCCAGCCCGCAGCUGGGCCGUGCGGUGCAGCUGCUGCACCAGCGCGGGGUGCGCGUGCGGGUCAUCACCGACUGCGACUACAUGGCCCUCAACGGUUCGCAGAUCGGCCUGCUGCGCAAGGCAGGUAAACCGCCGCCGCCGCCGCCGCCGGAGGUGUUCACUAGAGGAGGGGCUGAGGUGGCAGAGGACUUAGUGGAUGCCCCAGCCGACUGGUCUAAAACAGGUAUACAGGUACGGCAUGACCAGGACCUCGGCUACAUGCACCAUAAGUUUGCCAUCAUUGACAAGAAGGUACUCAUCACUGGCUCCCUCAAUUGGACCACACAGGCCAUCCAGAACAACCGUGAGAACGUUCUGAUUAUGGAGGACACUGAGUAUGUGCGGCUCUUCCUGGAGGAGUUCGAGCGCAUCUGGGAAGAAUUUGACCCCACCAAGUACAGCUUUUUCCCCCAGAAGCAGCGAGGGCACUGACCCUGCUCUGUCUUGCUUCGUCUUCCAGCUUGCUCUUGUGAGGUUCCCUCCUGCUUUGGAAAAGCCUUUCCUGGCAGGGGGCAGUCCUGGGUACACUGGGCUGAUAAGUCUUCUUGUCCUCGCAUCCCCAUGAGAAGUCAGGAAGGAGGCGACAGUGGGCAGUGCUGUAGGGUGUCCUCUAGCAGUAGUUGUCUAGAUAGGCAGGCCAUUCUCUUCAAGUGGCUUCUGGGCAUCACUCGACAUGUCUGAUAGUACUGACCCUCUGCCAUUGGCCUUGUAGCCUGGCAGUUAGUCACCGGUGAGCACUAUGUCUAGGCGCCUUUAAUUUUCCAUGUCCCUCACAUUAGAGCAACACUGUGACUUAGAAGUGACCUCGGCUCUAGCACCUGUGGACUCAUGGCUUUUUGCUCAGUCAUGGAUCAGGAGCUGACGACCAAGGGAGGUAAGAAGAGCUGCCCAGGCUGUGAGCUCUGCCGUGGGCAUCCCAGGGAGUCAGAGGAACAAGUUUCUCAUACGCAUUUGUGUGACAUGUUCCAAAUUACUUUGUUUUUAUAUGCAAGUAGCUCAAGUGACGUAAGAGCUAGUUUUGUCAUUGUUCAUGCUUGUGUGUGUGACAGGCUCCAUGUGGCCCCUUAAAGUCAGUCUGAGUAGAUGAAGUGUCCUUUAGCUCAUGGAACCAUUAGCAGCAGAUGCUGCUCAAUACAGGUGUUUUCUUUCUUUUUUUGGGGGAGGGGCAGGGAGAUAGUAUCACUAUGUAGCCCUGGCUGGUCUUCAACUCAGAGAUCUCUCUGAUUCUGCCUCAGGAACUGGGAUUACAGGCAUGUGCCACCAUGCCCAGCUAUUUUCACCCUUUUAAAUGUUACCUUUUACUUAGUGUUAAGACAAGCAAACUUGAUGUUGAUUUUCCAAAAGAUUUAACAGACACUAUAAAGUAUAAUACUCAGAAGUAGUUAUGUUGGAUAAGUUCCUUUCCUUCUGGAGCUCGUGAAUUCCUAAGUGUGUGCUCUGGUGGGGGGAGAUCACAAAAUUUCCUUUGAGUGACAGUGCCAUUGGGGACCUUGGACUGGUGGCAUAUUUCAAUAAAUAUUACUUUAGAAUAUAAA